Molecule: messenger RNA, 1792 nt
Organism: Diachasmimorpha longicaudata
Lineage: Eukaryota; Metazoa; Arthropoda; Insecta; Hymenoptera; Braconidae
Gene: Amt
Product: putative ammonium transporter 3
Exons: 6
Coding region: 236-1786 (516 amino acids)
Biological process (GO): ammonium homeostasis; ammonium transmembrane transport
Cellular component (GO): plasma membrane
Molecular function (GO): ammonium channel activity
Source: RefSeq, a predicted model, not a curated record
AUCCAAUUAAUCGAUGUAAACGCCAAUAAAAUGACAAAAAAAUCAUAAACCGAAGAAUAGUUAGUGUUUUCGUGAUUUCCUGGGGAGGGAAAGAACAAAUUGCUAGUGAUUCCUGGAGAUUUUUGAGCGGUCCGUAAAGCGAAAUAAUGGGGAACAACGAAGUCUAAAAAAUUGAAAAUUUCUAUUUUUGACCUUCCACCAAAAAAAUUAUAUAAUUCUAAAUAAUAAAACUAAAAUGGAAAUUUCCAAAGCGAAUGUGACAAACAAAAGCGAUCAGUUCAUUUCGUCUUCGUUCGCGAUAACAAUGGAGGACAGUAGCUGGAUAGUGUCGAGUUCUUUCAUUAUCUUCACGAUGCAGACGGGCUUCGGAAUGUUGGAGUCAGGUUGUGUUUCCCUGAAGAAUGAAGUCAACAUAAUGAUGAAGAACGUGGUGGACAUAUCACUUGGGGGCUUGACAUACUGGGCAUUCGGUUACGGGAUGAGCUUUGGAGUGGAUGCCCCGACGAAUUGGUUCAUAGGCACCAGUGGCUACCUCCUGGAUCCCAUGAUGUCCGAUGAGCUCAUGGGACAGAUGUGUGCGGCAUUUCUCUUUCAGCUGAGCUUCGCGACAACCGCGACGACAAUCGUCAGUGGAGCUAUGGCCGAGAGAUGUAAUUUCAAGGCGUACUGUAUAUUCUCGUUCCUGAAUACUGUUGUAUAUUGUGUGCCUGCUGGGUGGGUCUGGGGGGAUCACGGGUUUUUGAAUCGCUGGGGGGCGGUUGACAUCGCUGGAUCAGGACCUGUUCAUUUAGUUGGUGGUGUCUCAGCUUUAGCUGGUGCCAUGAUGUUGGGUCCCAGGCUGGGUAGGUACGACCACGGUUAUGGCGCUCUUCCUCUGGGCAAUCCAGUCAACGCCAUCAUGGGGCUCUUCGUCCUGUGGUGGGGUUGGCUGGCCUUCAACAGUGGCUCAUCGUAUGGUGUGGCCGAGGAUAAGUGGAAGUACGCGGCGAGAGGUGCAGUCUCCACCAUGAUGGGUAGCAUGGGUGGUGGCCUGGUGGGCCUGGGCUUCAGUCUUGCCGACCCCAAAGGUAUCGACGUUCUCAGCCAGAUCAAUGGGAUUCUCGGGUCCCUGGUGGCCAUCACUGGGGGGUGCUUUCUCUACCGGACCUGGGAGGCACUUUUCGUGGGAAUGAUCGGGGGCUUCCUCACCUGCGUCACGAUGCCACUGGUGGACAGGCUGAAGAUUGACGAUCCGGUGGGAGCUUUUGCUACUCAUGGCAUUUCUGGAGCUUGGGGGGUCAUCUCCAUCGGGUUCUUCGCGGACAAUCCCCACCCCCUGCCCACAACCCAAGGCCGGCGUGGACUUUUCAAAGGAGGAGGAUGGUACCUUCUUGGUAUUCAGUGUCUCACUGUUAUCUGUUUAAGCGCAUGGUCAUUCAGCACCUCAUGGAUCCUUCUCUGGUUUGUUAAUUUAAUGAUUCCCGUUCGAAUGCCCCUACACGAGGAGCUUCUUGGCGCUGAUUUAGUCGAACAUCAAGUGAAACACACCCAGGUUGGAGUCAGUAGAGCAUUGUCAGCCCUCAGGCCCUUCUCCGGGCACAGCAUGCUUCAGGGACUGCCCUCAGUGGGACUGAACCCUGGUCACGAUUCUUAUUUAGAGAAAUACGUAAAAAUUAAAAGAUUGAAUAAAUUAUUAACAUCAAUGCGCAUCAAAGUGAAGAAGCAGAAAAUACCCGUAGACCUUCGGGGUGUUCAGGCACCAGUCAAAAAUAUCGCUGUGCUGACUCCAUUGGACAAGCAUGAUUAGAAAAAU